Molecule: messenger RNA, 1293 nt
Organism: Cyclopterus lumpus (lumpfish)
Lineage: Eukaryota; Metazoa; Chordata; Actinopteri; Perciformes; Cyclopteridae
Gene: tusc3
Product: tumor suppressor candidate 3
Exons: 10
Coding region: 39-1049 (336 amino acids)
Cellular component (GO): oligosaccharyltransferase complex
Source: RefSeq, a predicted model, not a curated record
GGCGGAGACGUGUCUCUCAGUCAGAGCAUCCUUCCGUCAUGGCGUCUGUUUGGGCUAAAUCCCUCGUCAAACUGCCGGUCCUGUCUGUUUUCUUCCUCCUGCUGAUAUGUCUGCCGCCCGGGGGAGGACAAAAGAAGAAGGAGAACAUGCUGUCAGAGAAGGUUGACCAGAUGAUGGAGUGGUCCUCUCGGCGUUCGGUCGUCCGGAUGAACGGGGACAAAUUCCGGCGCUUCGUCAAGGCCCCACCCAGGAACUACUCUGUCAUCGUCAUGUUCACUGCCCUGCAACCUCAAAGGCAGUGUUCUGUCUGCAGGCAAGCGAAUGAGGAGUACCAGGUCCUGGCAAACUCGUGGCGUUACUCAUCUGCAUUUUCCAACAAGCUCUUCUUCACGGUAGUGGACUACGAUGAGGGAGCGGAUGUUUUCCAACAGUUGAACAUGAACAGUGCUCCCACCUUCAUGCAUUUCCCGGCAAAGGGAAAGCCCAAGAGAGCGGAUACGUUUGACCUGCAAAGGAUUGGCUUUGCUUCAGAGCAGCUGGCCAAGUGGAUUGCGGACCGCACAGAUGUGCAGAUCCGUGUCUUCCGUCCUCCAAAUUAUUCAGGCACUAUUGCUUUGGCUCUGUUGGUGUCACUAGUUGGCGGUCUGUUGUAUCUGAGGAGGAACAACUUGGAAUUCAUAUACAACAAGACUGGAUGGGCUAUGGCUGCACUGUGUGUAGUGUUCGCGAUGACAUCCGGUCAGAUGUGGAAUCACAUCAGAGGUCCUCCCUACGCCCACAAAAAUCCCCAGAAUGGACAAGUGAGUUAUAUUCAUGGCAGCAGUCAGGCUCAGUUUGUGGCCGAGUCUCACAUCAUCCUUCUUCUGAAUGCUGCAAUCACCAUGGGGAUGGUGCUGCUAAAUGAGGCUGCCACCUCCAAGGGUGAUGUUGGCAAGAGGAGAAUCAUCUGCCUGGUUGGCCUUGGCCUGGUGGUGUUUUUCUUCAGCUUCCUGCUCUCCAUUUUCAGGUCCAAGUACCAUGGAUACCCCUACAGCUUCCUUAUUAAGUGACAAAAAAGACAGAAGAGGAGGCCUGCGGAUGGCGGAGAGGCGAUAGGUUAGAAGAAGAGGAGUCGACAAGAUACUUGAAGAGGAGGAGGCGUCAAUAUUCAGUCUAGAGUGCAUGGUGGAGUUUCAGUUUCUGUGUGUUGUGUUUUUUUUUUUAUUGACUCCUAUCAUAAACUCUGCUAGUUGAAUAGAAAAUAAAUUAUUCCUUCUUACACUGGAAAAUAAAGGUCUUUGGCAUGUCUCUGUA